Messenger RNA from Capsaspora owczarzaki ATCC 30864, 2523 nucleotides. RefSeq lists its product as hypothetical. The transcript has 4 exons. Bases 76 to 2436 code for a protein of 786 amino acids. Lineage: Eukaryota; Filasterea; Ministeriida; Capsasporidae. The record is from RefSeq and is a predicted model, not a curated record. Gene Ontology annotation, biological process: protein deubiquitination. Gene Ontology annotation, molecular function: cysteine-type deubiquitinase activity.
ACUCGCAGGUGGCUUGGCGUGUGUGCCAAAAAAAAAAAAAAAAAAAAAAGCGAACCCGAGCUGUACACAGUCAACAUGACGCAACCUGCUCCGGCUGCUGCUCCGGCUGCUGCGAGUGCUGCCGGGUCUAUCGAAGCAGCAGCAACAGCAGCAUCAUCGACGGUGCCAGCGCUCACGCCGCAGCAGCUGCAGCAGCUUCGUGAUGCCGAGAUGGACGAGCAUCUGAGCACGAUUGGGUUGCGCCGUCGACAGAUUCUCAAGGACGGCAACUGUCUCUUCCGCGUCGUCGCUGAAGCGGUUUACUUGUCUCAGGCGGAGCACUUGCGAAUCCGACAAGAGUGCGUCGCGCACGUCGUUGCCAACGCCGAGCAGUUUGAGCCAUUUCUUGAGCAGCCGCUCGACCACUACGCAUUCCAGAUGCGCAAGUCCAAGGAAUGGGGUGGUCACGUCGAACUUGUCGCCAUGGCGCAACGCUUCAAGAUUGAUUUCCAAAUCUUGCAGAGCCCAACUCUCCCGGCAGAGUUCAUCCGGUGCGCGUCAGAUUCGGAAGCGCCCGUGUGCGUCCGGCUGUGCUUUUGCAAUGGAAACCACUACGACGCCCUGUAUCCUAUCGCAAUGGAAGAGACGCUCGCGUUCUGCCAGCAACUAGUGUUUGAACUGGUGGACAAGGCUAUUGAUUCAAAGUACGCCUCGUCGGAAUCCUUUGCAAAGUAUCGCAACUUUGAGCUGGAGGCCUGGACGCUGGCACAAAGCCAACUCGCCGUUCGCGACCGGGAACUCGUUGCCAAGCUGGAAGCCCGCGAACUCAAAAACUCGCUGUUCUCCUCACCUCAAGCGCGCAGUAACGGCACCAAUGGCACUGCGACCGGCUCCCCGAGUUCCAACAAGCAGCCACGAAACAACCGCUCGAACGCCGCCAGUCCCCAGGCUGGCUCGUCGCCCACCAUCGUCGCAGAUGCCGAUAACUUUACGCAGCUCAGUGGUUACUAUCAGAAAAACAAGCCGCAAGAAACGGACGACGGCUCUGAUUCGGCCUGGCAGGUGUCGCAAAGCAAGCACCAGCGCAAACAUCAAGCCAAGCAACAGCGGCAAAUUGCAAUUUCCCCACAACCAGCGCGAACUGCGACAACUGUCAAGCCACCCACCACGAGCGCUGCACCUGCUCUCGCUGCCUCGGAUCAACCUGCCGCGGCGCCAAGUGUCUCCGAUGCAGCGUCCUUCCCGUCCUUGUCUGCAUCGCACAGCACUUCGAGCACCCGCAAGAAUCCCGCAAGUGAACAAGGACAGGGCACGAAAGCUCCACUGAGCUAUGCCUCGUUGGUAACCAAAUCUGUGCAACCUGCCAGCAAACCAGCAAGCGAGCCACAAGUAGCGAGCCACCCCGCCGCCGCGUCGCCCGAGACCGAGACGGUUGUUGAAUUGUCGUCGCAGAUGCAGUCAGCAUUAUCGUUUGAAGCCUCGUCACCCUCGGAUGCAAAUGUAGCAAGUGUCGCCGCGGCAACGCUCGCUGCUGUAGACUCGACGGGUGGUUUGUCGCUGUCUGCCAGCAGCAACCCGAAUGAGGUGUUGUCGCCUCAACAGGCAUCCCGGCCUCACGACUCAAAGUCCGCCUCUCAGAUGCCGCUCUACUUUGGCGAUGUGCUGGCACACGACAGUCCCGUUGAGCAAGCUUUGCCCACCAAUCCGCCCGUUUCCCUCGAUAGCUCUGGCGACCAACAAGCGCCUCCCGCACAUCCGCCUUCCGUCGCGGCAGAAUCACCCGCGCCCCUGGACGAGGCGCCUCCCGCAAGUACGACUUCGGUCGCGCCCCUGGACCAUGCCGCCCAAGAAUUUGUUCCAGCGGCCCUGCAAGGCAGCGAGUACAGCCCCUUGGUGGAUGCCCCGCAGUUUGGCAUGCAGUCGUUCGUGCAAAGCGAGGGCUACUUUGCCCAGGGCCAGCAGUCAUUUGUCGACAAUCCUUAUGCCUAUCAAAGUAAUGGCUCAACCGAGCAUUUUGCUCGGCACCACCCGGCACAUCACUACGCGCCGAUUCAGCAGCAGUUCCAUCCCAACCAGGCAAGCCAGUACUCGCAAUUCCAGCAGUACCAUCAACCCCAGCAGUUCCCAAUGGGUCCACGGUAUCCGGGCUACCCUCCGCAAUCGCAAAUGUAUUUUGUGCCCAGCCCUUACAACCCGUACGGAGGCGUCAGACCAGGUCCUGUCGCUCAGGGGUACUUCCCCGGCGGCCAGAUGCAACCUGCGUUGCUCCCGUAUCCACCCCACUCACCUCAGUAUCAGCAACCACCAAUGAAUUUCUCUUCUCCUCAAGCACCAAACGGCCACGGGUCUCCUUACAACCAGCAAUGGACUCCUCAUCAUCCCCGUCGCAACAAGCGCGACUCUCACCAUCGAAGUGGAAAUACCAACAGCGCCAAGCAAUCCUUGCAGCCGCUGUGAUCUCAUGUUUGCUUUGUUUUUUUUUUUUUGUGACACCUCUCAAUUCAUUUAUUUUUCAAUCCAUUUUUUUAUUGCUGCAUUGUGUCC